Messenger RNA from Macrobrachium nipponense, 957 nucleotides. RefSeq names its product oocyte zinc finger protein XlCOF19-like. Bases 1 to 957 code for a protein of 318 amino acids. The record is from RefSeq and is a predicted model, not a curated record. NCBI's taxonomy places the organism in Eukaryota, Metazoa, Arthropoda, Malacostraca, Decapoda, Palaemonidae. Gene Ontology annotation, molecular function: DNA-binding transcription repressor activity, RNA polymerase II-specific; RNA polymerase II cis-regulatory region sequence-specific DNA binding. Gene Ontology annotation, cellular component: nucleoplasm. The transcript is spliced from 4 exons. Gene Ontology annotation, biological process: regulation of transcription by RNA polymerase II.
AUGGCUGAUGAAUAUGAAACAGACAACAAAGGAGAGCAUGACCAUAUGAAGAAAUUCUUCAGUAGUGCAAAGACAAGAAAAUCUUCAGCUGACCCCAAAACUCCUCACUGGGAUGGCCAGACAGGGAAGCUGGUAAUGGAGCACACUGGAAAUGUCAGAGACAGAAAGACAUCAUGUGCUCCAUUACCAGCUUCCCUGUCUGGCCAUCCCAGUGAGGAGUUUUGGGAAGAAUCUGGAACAUCGCUGAAUAUGUCUGCUGUUAAAGGAGAAAAACCAUUUAUUUGCCCUGAGUGUGGACAGGGAUACCGUAGGAAAGGCAACUUCAGUUUGCACAUGAAGACCCAUUCUGAAAGCAAACCUUUUUCAUGCUCGGAAUGUGGGGAAGGGUUCCUCCUAAGAUGUCAUUGGUUCGAACACAUGAAAACUCACACCGGAGUGAAACCAUUUACAUGUUCAGUGUGCCAGAAAGCAUUUAGGUAUAAAACAAAUCUGAAAAAGCAUUUGAGAGAUCACACCGGUGAGAAACCAUAUACCUGUGAUGAGUGUGGGCAGGCAUUCAGGAAAAGGUGGCAGUUUAAUUUGCACAUGAAAACUCAUGGUGAUCCCAAACCACAUAGGUGUUUGGAGUGUGGAAAGGGAUUUGCCAAGAAAGUGAAUUGUGAAGAUCACAUGAAAGUUCAUACAGGCGAGAAGCCACACAAGUGCAGUGAAUGUGGAAAAGGCUUCAUUUGGAAAGGAAAUCUUACUGCACAUAUGAGAACACAUACCGGAGAAACUCCCUUCAGCUGCAAAGAAUGUGGAAGAGGAUUUAAGAGAAAAAGUCAUCUCCAGGCGCACACGAUUUCCCACUUGAAGCAGAAACAGAAACCACUUAGUUGUACAGUUGACCAAACUGGAUCAGCUGCAGAUGAUGCUAUUGACUAUGAGGUCAUACAUGUAAAUAGCCCUGAGCCAUAG